AUGUCUCCUCACGCUGAAAAGGCCGUCUCUCGGUUCCAUGCAACCUCUACCGAGAAGGCUAUCGCCAUUGAGGAGGAGUACGCCGCUCACAACUACCACCCUCUCCCCGUAGUCUUCUCCCGCGCCGAGGGCAUCAACGUCUGGGAUCCUGAGGGCCGCCACUACUAUGACUUUCUCUCUGCAUACAGCGCGGUCAACCAGGGCCACUGCCACCCCGAACUCGUCAAGGCUCUUGCCGAGCAGGCUGGUCGAUUGACCCUCAGCUCCAGAGCCUUCUACAACGAUGUCUUCCCCAAGUGGGCUGAGAAGGUCCGCGAUGUUUUUGGCUACGACAUGGUUCUGCCCAUGUGCACUGGCGCCGAAGCUGUUGAGACAGCCAUCAAGAUUGCCCGCAAGUGGGCGUACAAGGUCAAGGGCGUUCCUCAGGAGAAGGCUUGGAUCUUUGGUGUUUCCGAGAACUUCCACGGCCGGACCAUGACCGCCAUUACUCUGUCUGUCGACCCCGAAUCGAGAGAAAACUACGGCCCCUAUGUGCCCAACGUUGGCGCUUUCAACCCCACCACUGGCAAGGCCAUCCGAUACAACAACAUUGCCGAUCUCGAGGAGGUUCUUGAGGCUCACGGCAAGGAGACUGCUGCUUUCAUCUGUGAGCCCAUCCAGGGUGAGGCUGGUGUUGUUGUCCCCGAUGAGGAUUACCUCGCCAAGGUCCAGGCUCUCUGCACCAAGCACAAUGUUUUGUUCAUCUGCGACGAGAUUCAGACUGGUAUCGGCCGAACUGGACGCAUGCUCUGCUCCCAGUGGGCCAACAUCAAGCCUGACCUCGUCACCCUCGGAAAGGCUAUCUCUGGUGGCAUGUACCCCGUGAGCUGCGUUCUUAGCAGCAAGGAGGUCAUGCUGGUCGUCGAGCCCGGCACUCACGGUUCUACCUACGGUGGUAACCCUCUCGGCUGUGCCGUCUCGAUCCGCGCUCUUGAGAUUAUGGAAGAGGAGGAUCUUACUGCCAAGGCUGAAAAGCUCGGUAACAUGUUCCGUGAUGGCCUGAAGGCUCUCAACACCCCUAUCCUCAAGGUGAUCCGAGGAAAGGGUCUCCUCAACGCCGUUGUCAUCGACGAAUCUGCUGCCAACGGCCGAACUGCCUGGGAUCUGUGCCUGUUGCUCAAGAGCAAGGGUCUUCUUGCCAAGCCCACUCACGGCGACAUCAUCCGCUUUGCACCUCCUCUGGUGAUUAGUGAAGAGGAGCUUCGAAAGGGUCUCGAGAUCAUUUCCGAGGCUAUCAAGGAGCUUCCCAAUGUUGAGCGAGCCCAGGGUCACUAA
Fusarium tjaetaba is the source of this 1314-nucleotide messenger RNA. Its product is annotated as ornithine aminotransferase. NCBI's taxonomy places the organism in Eukaryota, Fungi, Ascomycota, Sordariomycetes, Hypocreales, Nectriaceae. The transcript is spliced from 2 exons. Gene Ontology annotation, cellular component: cytoplasm. The record is from RefSeq and is a predicted model, not a curated record. Bases 1 to 1314 code for a protein of 437 amino acids. Gene Ontology annotation, molecular function: identical protein binding; L-ornithine transaminase activity; pyridoxal phosphate binding.